UCUCUAACCAUUACGAACCUAGGUUUACCUUUGUCACAGCUUACAGCCACUCUGUCUCUCUGACCGUCCCCUUAUCAUCGUUCCCCCUUGCCGCCCGGUUGCUCGGUGCCGCCGUCGAUUCACAAACACGAAUCGACGUUUCCGUGCUCAGUGCCGCCGUUUCCGUGCAAGACGAAUCGUCGCUACCCCUUGCCGCCGUCGAUCCACAAACACGAACUCCGAUUGCUCGGUGCCGCCGUCGAUUCAGCUUAAAGGGGAGUUUAGUCUUUGAACCAUGUUGAAGCAUUUAUAUGACAAAUUGUGUGUUCAUGGGGGCCAUAAAAUUAGAUAUUGCUUGUAUGCACAAACAAGUGGCUUCCAAAGUGGACAGGAACUAUCUACCAGUUGGGAAGCUAGACAUCAAGUAAGUGGCUUGAUGAGGAUAACUAAGUUGACACGCUGGAGUUGGCUGCUGGCACAACAGGGUGGUGCCUUACCGCACUGCAGGCGAGCUCGCGGUAGCAUUCGUGGUGGUGCUUCAAGAUUCCAAUGUACUGCGUCCAAGAUCAGCCCUGUUUGGCACCAAGAAGCUUUUUUGGAGUAGAGGAUUAUCUGGACGAUGACAAUAGCCGGCCAUACACUUACCAGAAGGAGAAGAAGUCAAAAAAUCCGGACAAACAUAUUUCUUUCAAACAACGAACAAUAGCUUACAUGGAGCCAUUUACUCUUGAUGUUUUCAUCUCAAAACGCUUUGUUUCAGCUUCACUGACCCACAGGGUAACAAGCAAGCAGGUUGCAGUUGCCGGUACUAACUCCAAAGACAUCAAAGCUGCGCUCAAGUCUCGAGCAGACAUACCUGCAUGUUUGGCCAUAGGCCGGAUUUUGGCAGAUAGAGCACGCGAAGCUGAUGUCUACACGGCAUCUUAUACUCCGAGGGAGAGGGACAGGUUUGAAGGAAAGAUAAGAGCGGUUGUUCAGUCUCUCAUUGACAAUGGCAUCGAUGUCAAAGUCUAUCUGGAUUAACUUUUGUAAUCUUCUUCCCCCCUUUCCACAGCUUGGUUUAAGACAUUGUGUUACAUUUUAUUUAGGUUUUAUUAGAGCUGUGCAUCAUUUAGAGGCAACUUUUUUGGUCGUGUUUUGAUAUUAGCAUACACAAUAUUUAGGCACUAUAGAUGGACCUAAAUUUAUCAAAUUAAAAUUUCAAAAUCCUAAGUUCUCGGAUGCA
This is a messenger RNA of Diospyros lotus (date-plum), 1204 nucleotides long. RefSeq lists its product as uncharacterized. Gene Ontology annotation, biological process: translation. NCBI's taxonomy places the organism in Eukaryota, Viridiplantae, Streptophyta, Magnoliopsida, Ericales, Ebenaceae. The record is from RefSeq and is a predicted model, not a curated record. Gene Ontology annotation, cellular component: ribosome. Bases 529 to 1002 code for a protein of 157 amino acids. Gene Ontology annotation, molecular function: structural constituent of ribosome; 5S rRNA binding. The transcript has 4 exons.